Rattus rattus (black rat) is the source of this 4720-nucleotide messenger RNA. RefSeq names its product potassium sodium-activated channel subfamily T member 1 (gene Kcnt1). Gene Ontology annotation, biological process: potassium ion transport. Gene Ontology annotation, cellular component: membrane. Bases 110 to 3769 code for a protein of 1219 amino acids. The transcript is spliced from 32 exons. NCBI's taxonomy places the organism in Eukaryota, Metazoa, Chordata, Mammalia, Rodentia, Muridae. Gene Ontology annotation, molecular function: intracellular sodium-activated potassium channel activity. The record is from RefSeq and is a predicted model, not a curated record.
GUCCGGCGAGGGCGAGGACGGUGAGGGGACGCUGCCGUGUGCCUGCAGGCGACCCUGCGCAGGGAAAGUCGGCGGCGGGGACGUGCUCCUGGACGCUGCCAGCCUCACAAUGAACGACCUGGACACAGAGGUACUGCCCUUGCCGCCACGGUAUAGAUUCCGUGACCUGCUUUUAGGAGACCAGACAUUCCCGAACGACGACAGGCUUCAUGUGGAAGAUUUCAGCCUGGACUCUUCCCUUUCUCAGGUCCAGGUGGAAUUCUAUGUCAAUGAGAACACCUUCAAAGAACGCCUCAAGCUGUUCUUCAUCAAAAACCAGAGAUCCAGCCUGAGGAUCCGGCUGUUCAACUUCUCCCUCAAGCUCCUCACCUGCCUGCUGUACAUUGUCCGUGUCCUGCUUGACAACCCAGACCAGGGCAUCGGAUGCUGGGGCUGCACGAAGUAUAACUACACGUUCAAUGGUUCGUCCUCGGAGUUCCACUGGGCUCCCAUCCUGUGGGUGGAGAGGAAAAUGGCUCUGUGGGUGAUCCAGGUCAUUGUGGCCACAAUAAGCUUCUUAGAGACCAUGCUCCUCAUUUACCUCAGCUACAAAGGCAACAUCUGGGAGCAGAUAUUCCAUGUGUCUUUCGUCUUGGAGAUGAUCAACACACUGCCCUUCAUCAUCACGGUCUUCUGGCCACCUCUCCGGAACCUGUUCAUCCCUGUGUUUCUCAACUGCUGGCUGGCCAAGCACGCCCUGGAGAACAUGAUCAACGACUUCCACCGUGCCAUCCUGCGCACGCAGUCAGCCAUGUUCAACCAGGUGCUCAUCCUGUUCUGCACCCUGCUGUGCCUGGUCUUCACAGGGACCUGUGGGAUUCAGCACUUGGAGCGGGCAGGUGGCAACUUGAACUUGCUGACCUCCUUCUACUUCUGCAUCGUGACUUUCUCAACCGUGGGCUUCGGUGAUGUGACACCCAAGAUCUGGCCAUCCCAGCUCCUGGUAGUCAUCCUGAUCUGUGUCACCCUUGUGGUGCUCCCACUGCAGUUUGAAGAGCUUGUCUACCUCUGGAUGGAGCGGCAAAAGUCAGGGGGCAACUAUAGCCGCCACCGAGCACGGACAGAGAAGCAUGUGGUCCUGUGUGUGAGCUCCCUCAAGAUCGAUCUCCUCAUGGAUUUCCUGAAUGAGUUCUAUGCCCACCCCCGGCUCCAGGACUACUACGUGGUCAUCCUGUGUCCCUCGGAAAUGGAUGUCCAGGUGCGCAGGGUACUACAGAUUCCCCUGUGGUCCCAGCGUGUCAUCUACCUCCAGGGCUCUGCCCUCAAGGACCAGGACCUCAUGCGAGCUAAGAUGGACAACGGAGAGGCCUGCUUUAUCCUCAGCAGCAGGAAUGAGGUGGACCGGACAGCUGCGGAUCACCAGACCAUCCUUCGAGCCUGGGCUGUGAAGGACUUUGCCCCCAACUGCCCCCUCUAUGUCCAGAUUCUCAAGCCCGAAAACAAGUUUCACGUCAAAUUUGCUGACCAUGUGGUGUGCGAGGAAGAGUGCAAGUACGCCAUGCUGGCCCUGAACUGCAUCUGCCCGGCCACCUCCACCCUCAUCACCCUGCUGGUGCACACAUCCCGUGGCCAGGAAGGACAGGAGUCACCAGAGCAGUGGCAGCGCAUGUACGGGCGCUGCUCAGGCAACGAGGUGUACCACAUUCGCAUGGGCGACAGUAAAUUCUUCCGGGAGUAUGAGGGCAAGAGCUUCACCUACGCAGCCUUCCACGCGCACAAGAAGUAUGGGGUGUGCCUCAUUGGGCUGAAACGUGAAGAGAACAAGAGUAUCCUGCUGAACCCGGGGCCACGGCACAUCCUGGCCGCCUCUGACACCUGCUUCUAUAUCAAUAUUACCAAGGAGGAGAACUCAGCUUUCAUCUUCAAGCAGGAGGAAAAGCAGAAGAGGCGGGGCCUGGCAGGGCAGGCCCUUUACGAAGGGCCCUCCCGGCUCCCAGUGCACAGCAUCAUCGCCUCUAUGGGGACAGUGGCCAUGGACCUGCAGAACACAGAUUGCCGGCCCUCCCAGGGUGGCAGUGGUGGGGGCGGCGGCAAGCUGACUCUGCCCACUGAGAACGGCUCUGGCAGUCGGCGUCCCAGCAUCGCACCCGUUCUGGAGUUGGCAGACAGCUCAGCCCUGUUGCCCUGCGACCUGCUGAGUGACCAAUCAGAGGAUGAGGUGACACCCUCAGACGACGAGGGGCUCUCUGUGGUUGAGUAUGUGAAGGGCUACCCUCCCAACUCACCCUACAUUGGCAGCUCCCCGACUUUAUGCCACCUCUUGCCUGUAAAGGCCCCCUUCUGCUGCCUGCGACUGGAUAAGGGCUGCAAACACAACAGCUAUGAGGAUGCCAAGGCCUACGGGUUCAAGAACAAGCUGAUUAUCGUCUCUGCUGAGACAGCAGGCAACGGGCUCUACAACUUCAUCGUGCCUCUGCGUGCCUACUACCGGUCCCGCCGGGAGCUCAACCCCAUUGUGCUGCUGCUUGACAACAAGCCUGACCACCACUUCCUGGAGGCCAUCUGCUGCUUCCCCAUGGUCUACUACAUGGAGGGAUCCGUGGACAACCUGGACAGCUUGCUGCAGUGUGGCAUCAUCUAUGCUGACAAUCUGGUGGUGGUGGACAAGGAGAGUACCAUGAGCGCUGAAGAGGACUACAUGGCAGAUGCCAAGACCAUCGUCAACGUGCAGACCAUGUUCAGGCUUUUCCCCAGUCUCAGCAUCACCACGGAGCUCACGCACCCUUCCAACAUGCGGUUCAUGCAGUUCCGGGCCAAGGACAGCUACUCUCUGGCUCUUUCCAAACUUGAAAAGCAAGAACGGGAGAAUGGCUCCAACCUGGCCUUCAUGUUCCGCCUGCCAUUUGCUGCUGGUCGGGUGUUUAGUAUCAGCAUGUUGGAUACGCUGCUCUACCAGUCCUUCGUGAAGGACUACAUGAUCACCAUCACCAGGCUGCUGCUGGGCCUUGACACGACGCCAGGCUCUGGCUACCUCUGUGCUAUGAAGGUAACUGAGGAUGACCUGUGGAUCCGUACUUAUGGCCGCCUCUUCCAGAAACUCUGCUCCUCCAGCGCUGAGAUCCCCAUCGGCAUCUACAGGACCGAGUGCCAUGUCUUCUCCUCUGAGCCUCAUGACCUCAGAGCCCAGUCUCAGAUCUCGGUGAACAUGGAGGACUGCGAGGACACUCGGGAGGCCAAGGGGCCCUGGGGCACACGGGCUGCGUCUGGCAGUGGCAGCACCCAUGGCCGUCACGGGGGCAGUGCUGACCCGGUGGAGCACCCACUACUGCGCCGCAAGAGCCUGCAGUGGGCCCGCAAGCUGAGCCGCAAGAGCAGCAAGCAGGCGGGGAAGGCACCCGUGACCACAGACUGGAUCACCCAGCAGCGACUCAGCCUGUACCGGCGCUCAGAGCGCCAGGAGCUCUCGGAGCUGGUCAAGAACCGAAUGAAGCACCUGGGGCUGCCCACCACUGGCUACGAGGACGUAGCAAAUUUAACAGCCAGUGAUGUGAUGAAUCGGGUAAACCUGGGAUAUUUGCAAGAUGAGAUGAACGAUCAUCACCAGAACACCCUUUCCUAUGUACUCAUCAACCCCCCGCCAGACACAAGACUGGAGCCCAACGAUAUUGUGUACCUCAUCCGUUCCGACCCCCUGGCCCAUGUGACCAGCAGCUCCCAGAGUCGGAAAAGCAGCUGCAGCAACAAACUGUCCUCCUGUAAUCCUGAGACCCGGGAUGAGACCCAGCUCUGAGCCCCAUUCUGAGGCGGACAGGUGGACACGGGAGAAUAGAGGGGACAUUGUCACAGGCCAGUCUGGUCCAAGCAGGCUGCAUUAUGACUUUAUACAGUGGUUCCAAGACUUGCCCCCAGAAAGGAAAUCCUCUCAGUGGGGCCAACAGUGAGACCACCGGACCACCCUGGAAACUGGCAUGAGACAUUUUUUAACCUAUUUUUACAAAUCUGAAUGAUUUGCAUCUCCUUACAUAGCUGUACCACAACUCGUGACUAGGGUCUGGCUUAAGUGUGAGGCAGGCAGACAGAACAAGGACUGGACACUACCCUGGAUCCUACAGUCUUUCAUGGCUUCACUCAGCAAUGUCUGAAGGGGUGCUGGGGUGCACGGGAGAAGGAAUGACCUGGAACUGCAGAGUUCCACAGAGGACUGAGAAGUCCUCCUGCAUGGAAACCAACUGUACUCUGUAGCCAUUCAACAUGCUGUUCUGAUCGGAGCUUCUGCAUGGCUCUGGGACUACACCACGGCCUAUGGGGUGCCUCUCCCCAGAACCAGGCAAGGGGCCAACCACUAAAGGUGCCGUGCCCUUUAAGAGGAGAAAAACAGGGGCUUAGCCCUGGUCAGGAGACCCCACCCUGAACCUGAGCUCUGCAGCCCCCUGCAUGAGUGGAGGGGGGGACUAUAGUGGAUCCUCAAGAAGUUCUGAGGCUGUGACUAAGAAAGUCACACUUGAGCUUCCCAGCCAUGGCCUCUGGGGACACAGAACUGGCAGAUGGUGUGUCUCUGUGGAUCAUUUCACACUCAAAGCAAGUCUUGUCUCUAAAACUCCUGAUCUGAGAAGCACAAUUAGCUCUGGGCCCUGGCCAUGCCUCAGGUCUCCAGGGAUUCCUCCAGGCAGCUGACUUCAUUCUUGUUUAUGGUUUGUAUGAUCAGAACCGGAACCUUCUAUUAAAAUGGAUACAUCCUGCA